CUUCCAUCAUCAAGAAUAGAAGUUCUCGUUUAGCCAAGUACACGUCAGGGAUUCUUGUUGGCCGAAAGCUAGGUUAUCUUCUCUAAGGGCCCCUGUGCAUAUAGCUAGCUACAGCUCUAGGCCCUCCAGGCAAGCGGACUCCCAAAGGAACCGCUCACAAUGUCUGGCCAUUUCGCAGACUAGGGACCCAUGCUCGUGUGGAACCCCGCUGCCAGCUCUAGCCGGCGCUCGUUCAGCGUUGGGCAGCUGGGCGUAACCGCGGCCUUCGCUCUGGCGCAUGAUGGGGACCUACUCUUUCCAGGGGCGGGCAGCGAUGCACGAGAGCUGCACGCAAGCCUAAGGUCCUGCGACGAGUUCGGCUACCCCAUGAAAAAAUGCCGCAGCCAUCAGAGCAUGGCACCCACAUCUGAAACGGUCAUGGAGGAGGACGACUUGAUGCCGCCGGCUUAUGCGGUCGCUUCCGCACCCUCCAACGCGGUGCCAACGCUGGACGACCCCGACGCCUGCGGCUGCGGCUCCCCGCGUGCGCAUGACCUGUGCUGCGGCGAGGGCAGCGCCCAGGCGGGCGCCGACACCCGCCGCGCUCUGUCACGCUUCGCCGGCAACGACGGCUCCGACCAGCAGCGCGCGGCCGGCGCUGCUACUGCCGUGGCCCCCGCAGCCGUGGCCGCUGCCACCGCCGAAGCCACCGUGGAGCACAGCGCCACUGCCAGCACCACGCUCUCCUCCCUCAGCGGCGCCAGCUCACCCGCAAUGCAGGCGCAGCUGCGAUCCAUCGGACUUGAGUCCUUGGCGGCGGCGGCGGCAGCCGCCGCUGCCGGCAAGGGCGUCAGCGCGCACGCUGUGGUGUCCGCGGUACCAAGCCCGUGCUAUCAGCCGGCGCCGGCGCCGGCGCCAGCCCCCGCCCCAGCGCAGGCGCAGGCGCAGGCUAUGCGGCAGCGCUCUCAGGGCAUGGACCGCAGCAACAGCAGCGACUCGGACGGCGACGACUGCGGCGGCAGCCUGAUUGGCCCCUUUGGCAUGCUGUCGGCGUCGCAGUGGGAUGAGCUGAACGACGCCAUACGGCAGCGCAAAUCCGACGGGCCGCUACGCCGUGCCGGCGGCGCCGCCACCGUUGCCUCCGCGCCCGUGGUGGUCAGCUGCGACGGCGGCGCCGCCGGCGGCGGCGGCGGCUGCCACCCGUCGGAGCCUGCCGUCGUCAGCGUCAGCGCGCGAGUGGCGGGCAAGGGCUCUGGCUCGCUUGCCUCUGCGCCGGCGGCGACUCUGUCUGCCGCCGCUGCCGCCGCCGCUGACGUGGCUUCCUCCGGCUCCGCCUGCGUCUGCGCGCUUGCGACCGCCACCACGGCCACCAGCUGCAGCAGCGGCUGCGGCGCCGCCGCCGCCACCGAGCUGCCCGCCUCCUUUUUUGUGGCGCUGCCCGGCAAGCCCGCGGCGCUGCCCACGCCGCCGCAGCACCAGGAGCAUCGGGAGCUGAUGCGGAACAGCAGUAGCGGCUGCAGCGCCACAAGCAGCGCGCAGCGCAACGCCGCCGCCGGCACUCCGAGCGCCGUGUACGGCAGCGGCGCCUUCGGCAGCACCAGCAUGGCGGGCGGCGACUCGGCCGCCGCCAACGUGCAGCCGCAGCCGCAGUCGCAGUCGCAGCAGCUGCACCACCUCCAACACCAGGGGCCGGAGCAGCAGCAGCUGCAGCUGCAGAAGCAGCACAACCUGCACGACGGCGGCGAGAGCGGCUCCGCCUCAUCCAUCGCCUCGCUAUGGUCGGCGGUGCAGCAGGUCGCCGCCACCACACACCGCGCCGCCGCACCGCCGCAGCAGGCCGCGUCGGCCUCGGCCGCCGCCUGCGCCGCCGCGGCCGCGGCCUCCGCCGCUGCGGCGGAGCGCGCGGCCGACGCGGCGGCGGCGGCCGCCGCCAUCGCGGCCGGCGCCGACGGCACCGACUACGACAGCACGGACGACUCGGCGGUUGCGGAGCAGCAGCGCAGCAACCACCAGUCGCACCUGCUGGUGUCGGCGGCGGCCGCCAGCCACGCCGCCAGCCACGCCGCCGCCUACAACCAGUACACCGCCUCCGCCUCAGUGGGGAGCGGCGCCAGCGGCACGAGCUGCGCCAGCGGCGCCAGCGGCUGCGGCUUCGGGUUCCGCUACGGCAACGUGUCGCUGGCCCAAGGCGUCGGCUUGGGCGGCGCGGAGCCGCACCAGGGCCCCGCUAGCGGCUUUGAGGGCUGGGCCGGCGGCGCCAACUGCAACGGCAGCAGCAGCAGCAGCGGCGCGCAGGCUGUGUCCGCCGGCCGUGUGCCGCCGGCCAUCCGCACAAGCUCCGCCAGCGCCGCCGCGGCGGCGGGCUUCGGCGGCUUUGGCGCCUUCGGUCUCGGCAGCGGCCGCACCGGUCCGGCGCCGCGCGUGCCGUCACACACCGCCUCCGGUGGCCACUGCACCAGCCCGCUGCGCUUCGAGAGCCGCGCCGACGGCGCCCAGCGCACCCCCUCACACCUGGCUGCCUCCCAACAUGGCCAACACCAGCACCAGCCGAUGCCGGCUAUGGCCAUGUCGGAGGCGGACUACCACUUGGGCAGCUCGCGCUACACGCACCACACCAGCUACGCGCCCGGCGGCGCCGCCGGCAUGUGUGACGGGCCCUGCGGCGGCGGCGGCACGUGCCGCUCGCACCCGCACUGCAACGGCAACGGCGGUGAGGGCUCGCCCCACGGCAGCCCGCGCCUGCGGGCCUCGUCCCUCGCCGUCACGGGCGGCGGCGGAGCCCUGGCGGCUUCGCUGCGCCCCGUUGCGGACAGCCCGCCGGCGCACCUGGCGCACCACCACGCGCACACGCUGCAGGCCUACUACAGCCACGCGCCCGGGUGCGAUAGCCCGCACCAGGCGCACAACGCCCACGCCGCGACGGCGGCGGCGCUGCCGGCGGCGCUGCUUGCUGAGCUGGAUAGGGAGGUGCCGCGGCCGGCCUCGGGCGGCCACGCCCACGUGCACCAAAGCCACUCUCACCACUCGCCGCACCACAGCCACUCCCGCCAGUCGCCGCACCACUCGCCGCACCACUCGCACCACCACUCGCACCACCACUCGCACCACUACUCGCAGCAGCAGCAGCAGCAGCAGCAGCAGCAGCAGCAGCUGGAGCAGCAGGACCACGAGCACGAGCUGCGGCGGCAGACGGACCAGCUGCAGGCGGAGCAGCAGCAGCUGGCGGCGGCGGAGGCGGCGGCGGCGGCGCACGCGCAGCAGGUCGCCUACCUGCAGCAUCAGAUGCAGCAGCACCGCCUGGCGCUCAUGCACCAGCACAGCAGCAGCAGCUUGCGCUCGUCGCUGAACGGCCACACCAACACCACCUCGGCCCUUCGGCUGCGCGAGGUGGACGAGGCCGACCAGCACAGCGACGACGACGAGGCGCACGACGCCAUCCUCGCUGCCAGCCGCGCCGCACGCGCCGGCUCCAGCUCCUUCUCCAGCGCCGCCGCCGGCAUGAGCGCCCGGCCCCACGCAGCCGCCGCCGCGCACCACCACUCGCACUCCCACUCCUCCCAUUCCCACUCCCAAGCCCACUCCCACCACCCGCCGCCGCUGCACCACCAGUACUCGCACCAGCACUACUCCCAGCCGUACCCGCAGCAGCAGCGCGGCGCGGCGGUGGCGGCGCCCGCCUCCGGCGGCUCCGUCAGCAGCUCGGCAUCGGACGGCAACCACCCGACGCGCGUGCUGCUGACGCAAAGCUCCUCCAUGCAGCUCCCCGCGCAGCAGUCACAGCAGCAGCAGCAGUCGCAGCAGCGGCGCUCGGUAGACUCGGCUUCGCCGCGCCUGAUGGCGGCGGCGGCGGCGGCGGGCGGCCACGGCGUUGCCUUCCAGCACCAGCACUCGGGCAGCCUGGCGGCGCAGCUGCACGCGCAGCACCAGGUGCAGGCGCAGGUGCAGGCGCAGGCGCACGCGCAGGCGCACGGCCACACGCAACCCCCGCUGCACUCGGGCGCCUACCCGCGCACCACCGCCGCCGCCAACGCGGCGGCGGCGGCGGCCGCCGCCAACGGCCCCCAGUCGCCCGGCGCCGCCUCCUUCCGCCGCAGCACAGUCAGCAUGGCGCCGCCGCCGUCGUACACGACGUACGGCUACCGCCGCGCGAGGUCCUCGCUGGCGGCGCUGGACGGCCCCGCCGCCUGCGCCGCCUGCGGCGCCGUCGGCGGCGGCUGCGCCUGCGGCGAGGACAGCGACAGCAGCGACGACACGGAGGAGGCCACGCGCCGCAUCACCGCCGCCUUCCGCACACACACGGGCAUGGGCGGCCGCAGCACAGGGCUGGGGCUGCUGGGGCCGGCGGAGUCGGCGCCCACCACGCCCACCGCGGACGCGGCGGCGGUGGCGGCGCGGCGCGACCCGUGGGCCAGCGGCGGCAUGAACAGCGGCAACCUGGCGGCGGCGGUGGGCGUGGUGGGCCAGGCGGCGUCCAGCGCUGGCAAUGGCGGCGGCGGCGAGGGCGGGGAGAGCGGCGCGGGUGCGGGUACGGGUGCGGGUGAGGAGGACGGCAACGGCCUGACUCGCAAGCGCAGCAGCUACCACCUGACCAACAGCCACGCGGCGGUGGAGCUGUUCCUGCGCCUCAACCACGCGCGCCAGACCAUGGACUUCGUCAAGCGCCAGACGCAGCUGUUCGCGGCUCUGGACAAGAGCGAGAUGUCUGUGUGGGAGGCGCUGCACAGCCUGGACGAGCUGAGGGAGUACGAGGCGGUGCUCAUGGCGGAGCAGGCCGGGGAGGCGCAGGAGGUGUCGGAGCUGGGUCUGCUGGAUCACGCCUUCCAGACCGCCGAGCUGUGCCGCCUGCACCACCCCGACCUGGAGUGGAUGCACCUGGUGGGACUCAUACACGGACUGGGCAAGCUGCUGGCGCACCGCAUGCUGGGCUCGCAGCCCCAGUGGGCCAUCUGCGGCGAGACCUACCCGCUGGGCUGCCGCUUCAGCCCGCACAUCCUGGGCGCCCAGUACUUCACCGCCAACCCCGACCGCCGCCGCCGCCUGUACAACACACAGACCGGCAUCUACGGCCCCGGCUGCGGCCUGCUCAACGUGGUGAUGAGCUGGUCGGGCCCCGAGUACCUGUACCUGGUGCUGCUGCUCAACCAGGCCAAGCUGCCGCAGGACGCGGUGUGGCUGCUGCGCCACUCCAAGUUUUCCACCCUGACGCGGCCUCACUCGUGCUACCUGCCGCUGUGCGGCGCCGACGACCUGCGGCGCCUGCCGCUGCUGCGCUCCUUCCAGGCGCUGUCCGCCUACCGCCGCACGCCGCUGCCCGAGGGCUUCGCGCUGCAGGGCGCCGCGCGCACCGCUUACUACACCGGCCUCAUAGACAAGUACAUCGGCGGCGGCAAGCUGCGCUGGUAGAGUGGGGAUUGUUGGCGGGGUGGCGGAGCGGUGGAGUUUGGGUGAAGUUGGGGUGGAGUUGGGUUGGGGAAGUAAUGGGGCAGAGGUAAAGCAGGGGGAGGCACAGGAGGAGGGAAGGAGCGGCGAUGGACGGCUCCGGCCGUGCGGCCUGCUGUGGGCUCGGAGGGCUGUUGGUGGCAGAGGUUGCUUGGGGGGUAGUUUGUUCCAAUCUCAAGUAAACCAAGACCGAGCACCAGCCCACAGAGUGCUCCCGGCCGGGGGUCCCGGCCAAGGGUAGGGACAUGGCCUCUGGCGGGGUGAGUGCUUGAAGCGGACGGGCUGACACGGACACGGACACGAGAGAAGACACAAUAACAAUAUAAUCCUUGCGGUAAACGCUGUGAACUCGGGGAUGCAGCAGUCUGAUAUAGCCAGAUAAGAAGAGACAUUGGCAUACGUUUGCAGACAUGCUAGUUGGAAGCUGUGUUGUUGGUGGGUCAACGGUGUUUCUAGUUCUAUGCUUUGCUCUGUCACCAGAGCUAGGUGCGAAGCAUAAGGAGUGGCGGGCUUGUGUGUGCGUGUGUGCACUUUGUGCAUGGCCGCAUGCGACAUGACGUAAAGUCCUGGCUGGGCGUGUGCCUGUCUCUGAGCGCAGGGCUAGGUGUUGGAGGGGCUGCGGUCGCGAGCGCAGCAUUAGCUAUGCCUGGGCAGGAAUGCGGCAAGACGAUGCAAGAUUUGGUUGCCAUAAAUGUCCGAAUGCGGUCAAGAGGGAAAGAAAGUAGGCGCCGGUGCUUUUGCGCUUCCGUGUGGUUUUAAAGACUGCGCGGGUGCACAGCCGUGCACAUCACUGCCGCUGUGGCGUCAGUAGCAGGCAGCUGGAGUUUGAGGAGCCACACACGGAGCGGGAAGCAUGGAGCAGAUGUGUUUGACAAUGUGAGGGUUUAUACAACAUGGCCGACCACGCACACCUCAUUGCUGUGGCGCCCCCUCAACAAAUUUUGUACUCACGUUUGUGGUCGAGUGUUUGGUGUGGGAUUACCUUUUAAAGGUGUUGGCCGGCCGGCUGGGUUUGCUCAGGCCGAGAUAUAAAAACCGGAGCCCGAGCCCGUGCACGUUUGUUUUUGACAGCAACUGCCGGUCGGGCUGAGAGUGGCUAUUGCAAGAAAGAAACGGGUGGUGGUGCACGGGCGGUUUUUGUGCUGAUCUGACGGUUGGCUGGCGAAUGGGUCCACGUCACAACAGCAACAAUGAUUUACUUGACUGCCAGCUGGCCGCCAGCUGGUGCUUUCACUUCGCUUUGAUUCCAGUCUGGUGUACAUUUGGUAUUAUUCCAGUCGUGAGAGAACCCACAGCACGUUAAGUACGUGAGCCGGCUUGUUGCGGACGGAAUUGAGGACGCUAAGUGCGAGGGCGGUGACGAGGCGGGUCCCUCCUUGGCUCGCCUGACCUAAUACGGCGUGUCAGAGAGUUUUGGUGAGUUGCUUACGCUGGAUCUAGUUGGAGGCAAGGAGACAGUAGUACGUAUGGGUUGCGGUUCACAGGCGUUUGAGCGAGUCCUGGCGGCAGCGGAAUGUGGCGGCAGCGCUGUGCCUUGCGUUGCGGUUGGCAUAGAGCGGAGUGCAGAAAGAGCUGGACAUGAGUGCACAUGUACACACACACAGUAACAGGGCGCAGCGGGCAUGGAUAUGUCCGGCCGAGAGGGAGAGAGGGAGAGCGCGCGAGGGAAGAGAGAGGACGAGGGCUGGAGAGGAGAGUUGCACGCGCUGCACUUGCACUGCUACGAAGGGGCCGCAAUGCUGUAACACAUAAACACA
Chlamydomonas reinhardtii is the source of this 7175-nucleotide messenger RNA. RefSeq lists its product as uncharacterized. Gene Ontology annotation, molecular function: iron ion binding; inositol oxygenase activity. The transcript has 8 exons. Gene Ontology annotation, biological process: inositol catabolic process. NCBI's taxonomy places the organism in Eukaryota, Viridiplantae, Chlorophyta, Chlorophyceae, Chlamydomonadales, Chlamydomonadaceae. The record is from RefSeq and is a predicted model, not a curated record. Gene Ontology annotation, cellular component: cytoplasm. Bases 190 to 5382 code for a protein of 1730 amino acids.